Messenger RNA from Portunus trituberculatus (swimming crab), 1682 nucleotides. Its product is annotated as homeobox protein 5-like. The transcript has 2 exons. Lineage: Eukaryota; Metazoa; Arthropoda; Malacostraca; Decapoda; Portunidae. The record is from RefSeq and is a predicted model, not a curated record. Bases 906 to 1589 code for a protein of 227 amino acids.
GAGGAAGAGGAAUUAUAGUACUAGUAGUAAUGGAAGAAAAGUCGGAGGACAAACUGUGAUACACCUUGCAAUACAACAACUAGCGAGGUGGCGGAACAAAGGAUCAACACAAAGGAACUUGACUCAGAAAAACGCGAGGCAAAACUGACCUGAUGAUUUGUGAUGUUUUAUAUAGUCAAAACUCAUAAAUCCAGGGCUUUCUUCUUCCCACACACACAUAGAGAAGGAAAUAGAGAAGGAAGCUCAAACAGAAAUAGCUGAAGGGAACAGUGAUAAGUGACAGUGAUGAUAAAGAGCAGAAGUAGCGGUACUCCCUCCUCUCUCCUUCCCUCUCUCCCUCCCUCCAUAGCUGGCUGGGGUUCAAGUCCACGGUCAGGCGGUGGCGCUAAGUUCCAUCUCCUUCCACGGCGUGGUUCAUGUUCACGCAGCGGAAAGUAUGGGGCGUAAGUUGAGUUGUGACCUCGUGACCCGUUAGGAAAGAGAGCCUGACAGUUCUUCCUCCAUGUGUGUGUGUGUGUGUGUGUGUGUGUGUGUGUGUGUGUGUGUCAGUCGCUACACUUUCACCCUUAAUUCUCAAGGUGUACAUAAACGUUCUCCACGCAUGUCAUAUAAUACGCCUGAACGCGCGAAUAUCACGUCACUAUUUAUUUUCAAGUUCCUGGCGGGAUUUGAACUCUGGCGUCUCAGUGUUCCUAAGACCGUCACUCUAUCUGCUGCCACAGGAGACGUACUACGCAUAGCAUGUGGGCGUGUCGGCGUGCUCGAUACGCACAUAUAACCCUUAGGCAAAAGCAAGUAGCACAGCACGGCGUGAGGUGCAGAACUGUGACCAGACACACAUCCACACUGCACCACCCUACCUCCUGCCAGUCUACCAUGAGUCCUGACCACGCUUGCAGACUGCCAUGUUGCUGCUUCCCUCCGCCUCGUCAGUCAGCCUCGUCCCUCUGCAUGACAACAUAUGGCCAUUCACCAUCAGCCGCUGUGGUGGUACGCCUCUCCUCCACCGACUGGAGCAAAGGGCGGCUGAUCUGCUUAGCCACCACCAGCACACUCCACCGCCGUCCUCCUGGCCUCGUGAACCUGUGACCCGACGUGACACGCAGUCGAGAAGACACCACCCGGGCACUGGCAGGCGGCACAGGAGAGAUGGCUACCCCCAGUCUUACCCCAAGGUAGUGUGCAAAUCCUCCAACUCUGGUCUGUUCUCGCUUUUCACCUUCGCCAUUCUCGCCCUGGACCUCACCGGAGACAUCAUGGCUGACAUCAACAUCAACGUCAACAUCACGGCAACCGGCACCACCACCACCACCACCACCACCAAUAACAAUAAUAACAAUAAUAACAAUAAUAACAAUAACAAUAAUAAUAACAAUAAUAAUAACAAUGGUGGUAUGAGAUCUUUCAAGAGAUUUGAGGAAGUGGAGAUGGAUGAGGUGGAGAAGGAAGAGGAUAGUCGACAGGUUUUCCUCCCUUUCUUUCCAUUUUUCGCCUCCUCCGCCGCCUCCUCCUCCCAUCCUCCUCUGCCCCUCCUGACAUCUUGGUUCAAAAUGGUGCAUAAUGUUUAUUGUGUUUUUAUGUGUCCUUGAUGUCUCGUGUUUGGGAAUCGCCGCUUUACUCAUUUGUGUGUGGAGAAUUACGUAUGGAACAUGUUGUAUUUGUUUUCACUCUUUCAAUGAGAA